AUGACCGGCCCUGAUGGCGCUCCGGCGCCACCAAGGCCGCGUCUGAAGCUCAACCCCAGCCGGUCGUCGUCCUUCGCCAUGGACUCGAGUGCGACAUCCCUACCGUCGGCAGGAGCAGCAGCAGCAUCGCCAACCGUCGCGACCCCCCGCACCGAGAGCCAGCGCAAGGUGACGCUCAAGAUUCACUCCUCGCAGCCGCCGACGCCGCUGGAGCCCCCGCCGCCCACCAAGACCAAGGCCGGGCGGCAGCCGAAGCCGUCGCAGAAGGUGGUGGAGAACAAGAAGCGGCCGCUCGAGGACGACGAGGACGCGCCGCUGGCGGCGGCGCACCACCACCACCCCAAGAAGAAGCUCAACGUCCGCCCCGUCAUCAAGACGGGGGCCGGGGGCGCCAAGCAGCUCCUCAUCAAGCAGAAGGGGCGGCCGCCGGUGCACCCCCCGGGGGACGGGUACGACUCGGAGGCGAGCGACCGCGAGCGGGACCCCAACAUCGAGGAGCAGCUGGUGCUGCGCAUGCUGCCGGGGGAGCACGCCGACUACGUGCGGUGGUGCAUCGAGAACUCCAAGAUGGGCGUGUCCAAGAGCCAGGGCGGGGCGGACGUGCAGAUCAAGUUCUUCGAGGAGGACAGCCGGCGGGCGGUGGUGGUGGUCAAGGGCCAGCCGUACGCCGCCGUCAUGGUGGACCUGCCGACCAUCACGGAGGCGAUGAAGACCUGGGACAGGAAGUCGUUUAUGAAGUCGGCCGACAUAUGCCAGAUGCUCCUCGUGUUCCAGAGGGUCAAGAACGACGACGAGGCGAAGAAGGUGCCGCUGCCCAAGGUGCUCGACAACAACCCCCACUUCAAGUGGCCGCACGGCCUGACGCCGCCCAUGCACGACGCCGUGAACCGGAGGUUCGCCAAGACCAUCAGCCGCAAGGAGAUCGAGGACAAGGAGGCGGAGGUCGAGCGCCUGCUUGCCGACGACGCUAAGGCCGCGUCGACCAAGUGGGAGUGGGUCGACGACCGCCAGAACGAGGGCGAUGACGAGGAGGAAGAGGAGGAGGAGGAGGACGCCGAGGGCGAGUUGGACCAGAGCGGCUUCUUCGGCACGGACGCCGGGGACGACAUCGCCGACGUCGACCUGGAGGCCGAUCUGGAGGCUGCCUUUGCGGACGAGUUCAUGGCCGAGACGCCUGUUGCGGGUGUCACGGCGGAGACGCCCCUGACCAGCACGCAGGUCGGGACUCCGGAUGUCGUCAAGGACAGCGUGGAAUCCGAAGAGGAUGAAGAGGAAGAGGAUGACGACGACGACGACGAUGAUGACGAUGACGAUCUCGACGACGACGAGCGGGCUCAGCGGGAUGAGGAGCAGGGCAUCAAGGAUAUCAUUUCCGACAUGCAGAAGCAGCUCGCCCAGCGCCGCGCCGACUGGGAGAAGACAAACAACCAGAUUCUGCGGUCUCGUAUCGAGGCCCAGAUCAAGCAGCUCAAGUCUGAGAUUGAGCUCAAGAUGUCAUCUAUCAACAUGGAGAUGGAUGAUUAA
Clonostachys solani is the source of this 1524-nucleotide messenger RNA. NCBI's taxonomy places the organism in Eukaryota, Fungi, Ascomycota, Sordariomycetes, Hypocreales, Bionectriaceae. The record is from the annotation of a GenBank genome assembly.